Messenger RNA from Amyelois transitella, 3100 nucleotides. Its product is annotated as zinc finger protein 771. The transcript is spliced from 3 exons. The record is from RefSeq and is a predicted model, not a curated record. The coding region runs from base 281 to 1873 and encodes 530 amino acids. NCBI's taxonomy places the organism in Eukaryota, Metazoa, Arthropoda, Insecta, Lepidoptera, Pyralidae.
AUCUGAGUUGGAUCGGACGCCAGCAAUUGUACAUUUUGCUAUACCUAUUUUACUAAAAUAAAUCCCAAAUUUAAAUUAAAUCCACUGAAAAGGUGGGUUAUAUAUAAAUUCAUUGGUUUAAAUCAUAACAUAUAAGUGUAUAUAAUUAAACAAUGACCUUAAAUGUGCGUACAGUGUAAAUAUUACUUUGAACAACCAACAUAGUUUUGUGCAGGCUGAUUUUUAUAACGAAAACUGAACAAUAGAGCGUGUAUUCCGUAAAAAGUAGCUCGACUCACACAUGGCAGAGCUACCUCGUUAUCUGGACGUGAAUGUGAAGUGUGAGCCGCUCGACUAUCCGGAAGAUGAUCCCCUGGAAGUGAGCCGAGUUGUAAUGGAGAUUGAGGUGGAGCCGGACAUUCCUGAAGGCGCAUACGAAGACGAAGGCGAGCUGGUCAGCCAUCACGACCUGAACAUUGAACCUGCCUACAUCGAGGAUCCCCAGCAGGAUGUCCCCAAGCCGAAGCCAAUGUCCAAAAUCGACAUUCGUAUGCAAACCGGCAACAGACCUCAUGAAUGUAACAUUUGCCAUCGCCGAUUCACACAGAAGCAUCACUUGAAAAGCCACGCUCGCACCCACACAGGUGAGAAACCCUACGCUUGUCACAUUUGCCAGAGGCGGUUCAAUCAAAUACCUCACCUGAAGAGGCAUCUCGAAACCCACACCGAGAAACAUCACGAGUGCGACAUUUGUCAGGAGCACUUCAACAAUGUGGCCGAUUACAAGAUCCACCUGAAGUCCCACUCGGACAUUAGGCCGUUCGAGUGUGAGAUAUGUCAUUUCAGAUUCAAGAGAAAGUUCGAUUUGAAGAUACACUUCCGUGGUCAUACAGGUGAGAAACCGUACGUUUGUGCCGUGUGCGAGAGGGGAUUCACAACGGACAAGUAUCUGCAGACUCACAUGAGCGUUCACUCCGAUGAGCGGCCGUAUCAGUGUCCGAUAUGCGAGAACAGGUUCAAGGAUAAAAACUACAUGAACAUACAUUUGAGGACGCAUACGGGCGAGAAACCCUACGGUUGUACGAUGUGCGAAGCGAGAUUUAAAAGGACAAGCGAAUUGAAAAUGCAUUUAGUCAAGCAUUCGGACGAGAAACGUUUCACGUGCGGCAUAUGCCAGCGCAAGUUUAAAUAUAUGAACGUUUUGACUAAACAUUUGCGCAUACACACGGGUGAGAGGCCGUACGAGUGUCCCGUUUGCAAGAAGACUUUCAGCCGUAUAACUAACAUGAAAAGUCAUCGGAAAAGAAUACACGAGAAAAAGGAGAAUGCGAAAGAACAGGUUAAAGUUGUGGUGCGAGCGAAGAGGUUGAAUUGUACGAAUAUGAUUGUGAGUGACUAUAUCACCAGACAGAGGAAUUAUCCAACACAAGGCGUCAACGAAGGCGGCUCUAAUGAAAACUCCGGUCCGCUAAGCCCUGGCAAUGUUUUUGAGCCCCAGAGUCCCUAUAGGUCCCGCUCUGGGAGUCCUAACGAGCCUGAAUGUCUCGCUAGGUCCCGCUCUGGGAGUCCUACCGACAUUAAGAUUCCCUAUAGGUCCCACUCUGGGAGCCCUAACGAGCCUGAAAGUCUCGCUAGGUCCCGCUUUGGAAGCCCUGUCGAGAUUAAGAGUCCCUAUAGGUCCCGCUCUGGGAGUCCUACCGAGAUUAAGAUUUCCUAUAGGUCCCGCUCUGGGAGUCCUAACGAGCCUGAGAGUCCGGAUAGGUCCCGCUCUGGAAGCCCUAACGAGCCAAAGAGUCCCUAUAGGUCCCGCUCUGAAAGCCCUGACGAGCGUAAGAGUCCCCAUUCACCCGUAGAAGGAAAUUCGUACCAAUCUAGUCUGAUACACCCCAACUGAAUAAUGAAAUAUUCGCCACCUGAUUGUGUGAGAAUUGUCCGAAAAAUAGCGUUACCUAUCGAUUGGUCACUAUCUCGAUAUUGUAGAUUAUUCCAGAGGUCAACUAUCGAUACUAAAACUAUCGAUAGUUCGCCAACACUACCUUAGUAUAAAUGUAAUAUUAUAAUUGUAAUUAAGUAAAUAAAAUUCUUAUUUUUAUGCAAUGACAAAUCAAGACUGUCACAAUAGGAAAAAAUGAAAUAGUUUAUUUUAUAUGAUGUGUAAUAUCUGACAUCAUCUCUGUAAAUUAUACACUAAAUUUAUUACCCACUAAUGUUAUACAUGCGAAAGGAUACCUACUAAUCUUGUCUGUCUGUUCAGCUUUCACCCCCUAAACCACUGAACCGAUUAUGAUGAAAUUUGGUACAGAGAUCGAGUUGACCCUGAGAAAGAGCAUAGACUACUUUCUAUUUCGAGAAAAAGGGUUGAAAUUGCGGACUUUUUAAGGACGCCACGCAGACGUAGUCGCGGACAAAAGCUCGUUUUAUAUAUUUGUAGAAGCGGGGUAGAAAUCCAAUAUUUCGCAUGUAUGAGUCCGCCGUGAUAUACCUGGUCGUGUGAGUUGUCAGAGUGUCGUAGCGGAAGGGAGUGAAGUGAGCGAUGCGAGCCGCGGCGGCACGUGGCCGUGCGCACGCGCAUCCCGCAGUGUUCCCCGCUUAGUAAUGGCUCCCAUUUGUUGGGGAGUCGUGUCAUACAUAUUAUGUAACUUAAUAAUAAACAUGUUUAAUAACAUUGUUUUGUCAUGUUAUAUAAUCUGCAAGCACGGUAAUGAUACCGCGUAAAAAAAAUAUUCCGGUAAUAUCGGGAAAUAGUUCUCGCGGGAAUUUCGAAAACGCAUAUCGAAUCAUAGAUUAUAAAUAAAGAAAAUGCUUUAUUGUUCACUAAAGGAGUAACGUUACAAAUAUAAAUAUAAAACAGUGGUACAGUACAAAGGCGGGCUUAUCCCUGAGUGGGAUCUCUUCCAGCCAACCUGACAAUAAGAGGAUAAAUUAAUUAUUCAACUACACUUUUGCGCGCGGUCUCGCUCCCGUGGGAAUUAUAUUUCUGUGCCAAAGUUCAUAAUAUUUUCUUUUGUAGAAUUUAUUUUAUUUUAAUUAUUUUACCCGCCAUUUAUAAAAAUUGAUGCGUUUUAUUUUAAUUAUUGUACUUAUAUUAAGUUCAAAUUAGAAAUUAAAUAAUUCUAUUACA